Cercocebus atys (sooty mangabey) is the source of this 3418-nucleotide messenger RNA. It is a transcript of the gene EEF1D, whose product is annotated as eukaryotic translation elongation factor 1 delta (guanine nucleotide exchange protein). Gene Ontology annotation, cellular component: cytosol; eukaryotic translation elongation factor 1 complex. The record is from RefSeq and is a predicted model, not a curated record. The transcript has 10 exons. NCBI's taxonomy places the organism in Eukaryota, Metazoa, Chordata, Mammalia, Primates, Cercopithecidae. Gene Ontology annotation, biological process: translational elongation. Bases 1415 to 3358 code for a protein of 647 amino acids. Gene Ontology annotation, molecular function: translation elongation factor activity; guanyl-nucleotide exchange factor activity.
GACAGAGCGAGACUCAAUCUCAAAAAAAGAAAGACCAAAGGCCUCCACGCAGGAAGACAUUGAUCUGUCCUGUGCGCUGCCCUGCUGUGCGGUGGCUCUGCCUAAAGACCCACUUCCUCAGGGGCUCUAGCCUCAUUUUAAGGGCUAGUCGUUGCACCCUUUGGGCACUGAAAAUACUGAAAGUUGUAUCAGGCAGUGCCAGUCCACAGACUCCGGCCAGCCAGGUGGGCCAGAGAGAGGUGCUGCUGGGAGGGGUGGGCAUGCACAGGCCGAGCCGGUGGCUGACCCCAUCCCCUGCCCCCUCCCUGACUUCUCCCGGUGGAGGCUGGACAAUCUGGGACCCCAUCCCCUGCCCACCUCCCUGAUUUCUCCCGGUGGAGGCUGGACAAUCUGGGAGCGCAUCCCCUGUCCACCUCCCUGACUUCUCCCGGUGGAGGCUGGACAAUCUGGGAACCUGUCUGUGUGUGCCACUGUGAUGGGGUGGCUUGGAGGGCAGGGCCUGGGAGCCAGCUCCUCCCAGAAAGCUUCCAUUUGCCCAGGUGUGUGGAGACCUCCAGGCUGCAAAGCACCUUGAUGGCCACAGCUCUCCAGGACGUCCUCACCUUCCUCAGGGCCCUGCCCUCCUGACCUGGAGUCUUCUGGGUAGGAGCGUCCUUGCCGGGGCUGCUCCCAGGACAGGGACAGGGAGGCUGUGAGAGCCAUGGCACUGCACUGGGUCUUGCUGGGUGCCACCUGUGUCACAGGCCCUGUUAGCUGGGUGGAGCCUUCCAGAGCCAGGACCCCACAGUACCCUCAAACUCUGGGCAGCUGCCAGAGGCUCGGGUGUUCAGCAGACACUGUCUGCCCCUCAGGAAAGAGCCUUGGUGGUGAGCCUGGCCUGCUUCCAGGAGCAGAGUAGGGAUACUUGGGCCAUUUCCCUCUGGGGCCUGACUCUGGCGUUUCCAAGACUGCUUCUCUGACAGCUGGCUGUCUCCCUGUGUUCUCUUUAGCAAGCUCCUCCCGAGCUUGGAUAAACUGCAGGAGCGAAGGGGCUGACUGUGUGUAGGGAUGCAGUUGAAAAAGUCGUUGCGUCUACUCCGGGCUCUCCUGCUGGAGGAGACAGGCUUGCACGUGCCUGUCGGCGCAAGCGUUGAAGCUCAGACUUGAUCUCUUAGGAGAGAUGGGGAUGACGGAGUGAUGCCGCCUCGAGCGUGUGGACUCAGCUGCCACCUGGGAUUGUGGUGGUGGCGGGUCUGUCUGGCGCUCAGCUUCCGUCUCCAUCAAUGUCACCUCCACGCCACCUCGCCAAGCAGCUUCUGGAAAGGCCUUCUGCCGGCUCGGGCUGCCCUGCUGCUGUGUCUGACCCGGUUAGUCUUUCUGUCUGCCUCUAACCUUGCUGCUUUUCCUUCAUGCUGUCCUAGGAGGCCAAAGCAAAAUGAGGAGCGGGAAGGCCUCCUGCACCCUGGAGACCGUGUGGGAAGACAAGCACAAGUAUGAGGAGGCCGAGCGGCGCUUCUACGAGCACGAGGCCAUGCAGGCGGCCGCCUCCGCCCAGCAGCUGCCAGCCGAGGGGCCAGCUAUGAAUGGGCCCGGCCAGGACGACCCUGAGGACACUGAUGAGGCAGAGGCCCCUGACGGCAGCAGCAGGAGUGAUCCCAGGAAGAGCCAGGACAGCAGGAAGCCCCUGCAGAAAAAGAGAAAGCGCUCCCCCAAGAGUGGGCUCGGCCCGGCGGCCCCGGCCCUCCUGGGGCUCUCGGCCGAACGCGUGUGGCUGGACAAGUCACUUUUCGACCAGGCAGAGAGCUCCUACCGCCAGAAGCUGGCAGAUGUGGUUGCCCAGGCAGCCCAGCCUCCUGCCUUGGCCCCUUGGGGUCCCUGCACCCAUGGAAGCCAGGUGGCCUGCCACCACGUGACCUGGGGGACCUGGGUCAACAAGUCCUCCUUCGACCAGGCUGAGCGGGCCUUUGUGGAGUGGUCUCAGUCCCUGUUGCUGGCUCCCGAGGGUGGCCGCAGGCAGGGGACUCCUGACACGGGCCAGCAGGUGGCCGUCCCCAACCCGGCCCACCAGCCCAGCCCACCGGUCAAUGGCCAGCCCCCGCUGGGCAGCCUGCAGGCACUGGUCCGGGAGGUGUGGCUGGAGAAGCCCCGGUAUGAUGCAGCCGAGAGGGGCUUCUACGAGGCCCUGUUUGACGGCCAUCCCCCGGGGAAGGUGCGCCUGCAAGAGCGAGCUGGCCUGGCCGAGGGUGCCCGGAGGGGCCGCAGAGACCGGCGGGGCCGCCACGUCUUAGGGAACAAGCGGGCUGGGCCGCGGUGGGCCGACGGGGAGGCCCCCUCCGCCUUGCCCUACUGUUACUUCCUGCAGAAGGAUGCAGAGGCCCCCUGGCUCAGCAAGCCUGCCUACGACAGCGCUGAGUGCCGCCACCAUGUUGCCGAGGCCCUGCGCAUGGCCUGGUGCCUCGAAGCUGCCUCCUUGUCUCACCGACCCGGUCCUCGGUCUGGCCUGUCCGUGUCCAGCCUGAGACCCAACAGAAAAAUGGCUACAAACUUCCUAGUACAUGAGAAGAUCUGGUUUGACAAGUUCAAAUAUGACGAUGCAGAAAGGAGAUUCUACGAGCAGAUGAACGGGCCUGUGGCCGGUGCCUCCCGCCAGGAGAAUGGCGCCAGCGUGAUCCUUCGUGACAUUGCGAGAGCCAGAGAGAACAUCCAGAAAUCCCUGGCCGGAACCUCAGGCCCCGGGGCCUCCAGCGGCCCCAGCGGAGACCACAGCGAGCUUGUCGUCCGGAUCGCCAGUCUGGAAGUGGAGAACCAGAGCCUGCGUGGCGUGGUACAGGAGCUGCAGCAGGCCAUCUCCAAGCUGGAGGCCCGGCUGAACGUGCUGGAGAAGAGCUCGCCUGGCCACCGGGCCACGGCCCCGCAGACCCAGCACGUGUCUCCCAUGCGCCAAGUGGAGCCCCCGGCCAAGAAGCCAGCCACACCAGCAGAGGAUGACGAGGAUGAUGACAUUGACCUGUUUGGCAGCGACAAUGAGGAGGAGGACAAGGAGGCGGCACAGCUGCGGGAGGAGCGGCUGCGGCAGUACGCGGAGAAGAAGGCCAAGAAGCCUGCACUGGUGGCCAAGUCCUCCAUCCUGCUGGAUGUCAAGCCUUGGGACGAUGAGACGGACAUGGCCCAGCUGGAGGCCUGUGUGCGAUCUAUCCAGCUGGACGGGCUGGUCUGGGGGGCCUCCAAGCUGGUGCCCGUGGGCUACGGUAUCCGGAAGCUACAGAUUCAGUGUGUGGUGGAGGACGACAAGGUGGGGACAGACUUGCUGGAGGAGGAGAUCACCAAGUUUGAGGAGCACGUGCAGAGUGUCGAUAUCGCAGCUUUCAACAAGAUCUGAAGCCUGAGUGUGUGCGCGCGCGUGCCUGAGGCCCUGCCACGAUUAAAGACUGAGACCGGC